AUGACUGUGGAUACAGCAGACGAAGCACCGCCCAUCACAUUUGAUGGGCUUUGCUCUGUUGAGUCCACAGACCGUCUCAAUUUGAUCGACAAAGUGAGAGCAAAUGGAGUUGGUGGUAUUAUUUCACUACCCCAGCUUGUGGUAUGUGGCGAUCAAUCUGCAGGAAAGAGUUCCGUGCUCGAGCGCCUCACCAAAAUACCUUUCCCUCGAAGUGACAGCCUCUGCACGAGAUUCCCUACUGAGAUCAUCAUUCGUCACACUUCGGGUGCUCGCCAAGUCAUCGCCACUAUCCAGCCCCACGAGACUCGGUCGGCAGACAUCCAGGAAAGCCUCAAAUCCUACCAGCGUAACAUCGACGAUUUCUCAGAAUUACCUUCCGUCAUCAAGGAAGUCUCCAAGUUGAUGCGAAUCCGGGGCUUUACUAGUGAGGAAGAGUGUGGAGGUGCUUUCGCUUCGGACACGCUCCGCAUUGAAGUAUCAGGGCCUAAUGGCUUGAGUCUGACCGUUGUGGAUCUGCCUGGCUUGAUUUCAGUGUCCCACGAGGGACAAACAGAGGAGGAUGUCGCCAUGGUUCGACGCAUGGCCGAAAGCUAUCUGGAAAGUAGCCGAACUAUCAUUUUGGCCGUGCUCCAAGCUAGUAAUGAUGUUGCCAAUCAGGGCAUUGUACAGUUGGCCAGAAAGCAUGACCCUGAUGGUCAGCGGACAGUUGGGAUCAUCACCAAGCCAGACCUGAUCAAUGCCGGUACCGAGGCCAAGAUUGCAAGACUCGCCAACAAUGUGGAUAAUAUCAAAUUGAAACUUGGAUUCUUUCUUCUGAAGAAUCCAAGUCCGUCCGAAAUCGGACUCUCUGGCGACGCACAAUGCCAGCUGGAAUCCCAAUUCUUUGCCACAGCCAUUUGGCAGUCCCAUUGCCUGGACAUGACCCGUGUGGGUAUAUCAGAAUUGAGGACGUUCUUACAGCAGUUGCUGGACCGUCACAUUGAAAAAGAACUUCCUAAAGUUCAAAAUGAGGUGAAACAAUUACUCAUGGCUACGGACACCAGACUCGCCACUCUGGGGCCGGAACGCACAACUGCCCUGCAAAUCAGAGGCUUCCUGACUGGAACGAGUAUGCGCUUUCACGGGCUGAUCAUUGCAGCUUUGUAUGGGAAUUACCAAGGUUCUGAGGCUAGGUUCUUCGAAAGAGAUGCGAAUCGAUUGCGUGCGAUGGUGCACCAGGCCAACGAGACAUUCGCCGAUUACAUGCGCACAAAUGGGGCUAAGAGAAAGUUGGUCGAAGAAAAGGAAGACCAGCCAAAUCAGGAAGAUGAAUCAGAAAUAAUUCUCGCGACCAAGACGGAAUUGUCUCAGUGGAUCACAGAGAGAUACACUGCCACAAGAGGGCGCGAGCUCCCAGGAAAUGUCAAUGGCGUAUUGCUGUCUGAGUUGUUCUGCGAACAAUCUAGCAGAUGGGGUCAGAUCUCCGAGAAUCACGUUGCAACAGUCACACAGAUAGUCACUGACUGGAUGCGGGAGGCAUUGGCCUUAGUUGCCGAAGAAGAGCAUGUCCGAAAUCAAAUUUCAAGUAUCUGUCAGAAAUCUUUGAACAGUGCGAUACGAGAUUCCGCAAAGGAGUUGCGUAAGCUGCUCUCUGAUGAAAAGCGGCCGCCGAUGACAUAUAAUCAUUACUAUACAGACAAUGUUCAGAAGGCUCGCAAUGACGCAGGGGCCAAGAAGUGGCAGCAAGCAGUUAAGGCUGCACAAAAUGAAGAAUGGUCUGGCAAGAUGAACAUCAACAUGAAGGAACUCGCCAAGUUUCCUCGCUUCUUUGCCUCUGUGAACGUCAACAUGACGCAAACGGCUUGCGCGGAUGCUGAAACUGGACUCACUUCAUAUUACAAGGUAGCGAUGAAGAUCUUUGUCGACAAUGUGUGCCGCCAAGUCCUUGAGCGUCAUAUCCUGCGUUCAAUGUCGGAGCUCUUCACCCCUACCACAGUCGCCCAGUUCUCAGAUGAAGAAUUGCUUCGAAUCGGUGCGGAGACCGAAGGCCGACGUCGUGACAGAGAGCACCUGACACAAAGAGCAUCAGCACUGCGAAAAAGUCUACAGGAUCUCCGAGGCUACGAAUCCCGGCAGCUUGCCCUAUGA
This is a messenger RNA of Pestalotiopsis fici W106-1, 2127 nucleotides long. RefSeq lists its product as uncharacterized. The record is from RefSeq and is a predicted model, not a curated record. The coding region runs from base 1 to 2127 and encodes 708 amino acids. Lineage: Eukaryota; Fungi; Ascomycota; Sordariomycetes; Amphisphaeriales; Sporocadaceae. The transcript has 3 exons. Gene Ontology annotation, cellular component: microtubule; cytoplasm; membrane. Gene Ontology annotation, molecular function: GTPase activity; microtubule binding; GTP binding.